Messenger RNA from Cornus florida, 1855 nucleotides. RefSeq lists its product as uncharacterized. NCBI's taxonomy places the organism in Eukaryota, Viridiplantae, Streptophyta, Magnoliopsida, Cornales, Cornaceae. The transcript is spliced from 10 exons. Bases 53 to 1408 code for a protein of 451 amino acids. Gene Ontology annotation, biological process: rRNA base methylation; tRNA methylation. Gene Ontology annotation, molecular function: iron-sulfur cluster binding; RNA methyltransferase activity. The record is from RefSeq and is a predicted model, not a curated record.
UCUUCUGCUUCUUGUUCCUGGUUUCGCUCGCGACUGUGGAGUACAAUCACCAAUGGCGUUGCUUCAGUACGUGUGCUACGUGCCCUUCGCACGUGCGGUACGGUCUCGUGCCCUAACAAUACCAUCACGCGCCGUCGCUGUCCCUUCUCUGAAGAAGGUCUCGCAAGGGGACUCGCAGGUGCUCCUCGGCAUGUCUGAGCAAGAGCUUCAGCAACUUGCUCUCGAAUUCGGUCAGCAAAGCUAUAGAGGGAAACAACUUCAUCAUCUGUUAUACAAGAGAAAGGUCAAAGAAAUUCAGGAUUUCAGUCAAAUACCUCAGGCAUUCAGGAAUGAUCUUCAGGAAGCCGGAUGGAGAGUUGGGCGGUCUCCCGUUCAUGAGAAGGUCACUGCAGCUGAUGGCACUAUCAAGUUAUUAAUAAAACUGGAGGACAACAGACUGGUUGAAACAGUUGGCAUACCAGUUGAAGAAGAUAAAGGUUCAGGUCGCCUUACUGCAUGUAUAUCAUCACAGGUGGGCUGCCCAUUGCGUUGCUCGUUCUGUGCUACUGGCAAGGGGGGAUUUUCAAGGAACCUUAAAAGGCAUGAAAUUGUUGAGCAGGUGUUGGCAAUAGAGGAUCUUUUCAAGCAUAGGGUCACAAAUGUAGUGUUCAUGGGGAUGGGUGAGCCCAUGUUGAACCUGAAAACAGUUCUUGAAGCUCACCAAUGCUUGAAUAAGGAUGUGCAAAUUGGACAAAGAAUGAUGACAAUUUCUACUGUUGGCGUUCCGAACACAAUAAAAAGACUGGCUUCACACAAACUUCAGUCCACAUUGGCCGUCAGCUUACAUGCUCCAAACCAGAAACUAAGGGAAAAAAUUGUGCCUAGUGCAAAAUCCUACCCCUUGGAUGCAAUUCUGAAGGAUUGCAGGGACUACUUCCUUGAAACCAGUCGACGGGUUUCUUUUGAGUACACACUUUUAGCUGGUGUCAAUGAUCAAGUAGAGCAUGCUAUAGAACUUGCAGAGCUACUCCAUGAGUGGGGCCGUGGUUAUCAUGUGAAUCUGAUACCUUUCAAUCCAAUAGAAGGUUCUGAAUACCGGCGCCCAUAUAAGAAAGCUGUGCUUGCAUUUGCAGCUGCUCUAGAGUCCAAGAAAGUAACUACCAGUGUACGUCAAACACGAGGCCUUGAUGCUAGUGCAGCUUGUGGACAGCUAAGAAAUGAGUUUCAGAAGAGCCCUUUGGUUGCAGGCUUGGAUAAUCUGCAAUCUCAAAUUGACGUCCCUUUGGUUGCAGGCUCUGAUGAUCUGCAACCUCAAAUUGAAGUCCCUUUGGUUGCAGGCUCUGAUGAUAUGCAAUCUCAAGUUGACGUCCCUUUGGUUGCAGGCUCUGAUAAUCUACAAUCUCAAAUUGACGUCCAAGUUGCUUGUUGAUCUUGCAAAAUUUUCUGCACGGGCUUGAUGCCUUUGCUCAACUUGUGUAGGCUUUAUUGUUUCAUCUCCCUUCGUACGUAGUCGUGUUGAUGAGAGUUUAUACCUUGCUGGCGAUGCAUGGGAGACAUAGAUGGUGGAGGAGAGAGGGAAGGUGCUCUUUGGUUACUUGCUUGCGAUGUCGGGUUCUUGAUCUCAUACAGUUUUAACAGGAAAAUCAUCAUUAUAAAUGAUAGUUUUUGUAAAAUUCUUGAGCUUCUAUUUGUAUAUCAAUAGUAGUUGUUUCAUUUGUAAUGAAAGCAGUACUAUCUGAAAUUAUUAGUAAAUUAUGUGGCACUGUCGUGUGAAAAUUGAAGAAUUCCUUUUUGGGCGCUAGAAAUUAUGUACAUGAAACAGGAGAUUUUUGUAAACCAUGAGUUAUACAUGAGCAUCUACUGUUUGUUCAUUGUA